Messenger RNA from Thunnus maccoyii (southern bluefin tuna), 6147 nucleotides. RefSeq names its product v-myb avian myeloblastosis viral oncogene homolog-like 1 (gene mybl1). Bases 966 to 3290 code for a protein of 774 amino acids. Gene Ontology annotation, molecular function: RNA polymerase II cis-regulatory region sequence-specific DNA binding; DNA-binding transcription factor activity, RNA polymerase II-specific. The record is from RefSeq and is a predicted model, not a curated record. Gene Ontology annotation, biological process: regulation of DNA-templated transcription. Gene Ontology annotation, cellular component: nucleus. NCBI's taxonomy places the organism in Eukaryota, Metazoa, Chordata, Actinopteri, Scombriformes, Scombridae. The transcript has 16 exons.
GGAAACCACAAUUUUGAGUUCGCGAUUAAUUGACCUUACAUUGUGAAACAACAGCAAUAGGUGGCAUAAACACUGCUGUCUUGCACUCCAAUAAAGACUUGCCCUAUUGCAUAAAAAUGGGCUAUAUUCAUUCAAGUAGAGCUGUCAGCUUCUAGGAAUACGUUUGGUUACACAUGAACACAAAAUUACUCUCAGCACUGUGUAAGAGGAUAAAAGUGGAGUCACUGAAGGCUAGUAGUGAUAUUUUCAUCGCGCUUGUCACCAGUGAAAUUAAUUAUGUGGUUGGGAAGCCCCCUGAAACUCCAUCAAGGGCCCCUGAAAGUCCCCGCACCCCACUUUGAGCCACCACCGCCUUCAUGAAAAGACCCAUUCUCCAGAAAGGUGACAGCACAGUCGUCUUACUUAAUUCCCGCCUCCUCGCGUUGUCGCCCAAUCAAACAAAACCACAUCCCACUUUUAGCCAAUCACACGCGAGCCUCUCCUCCAACUGUUUGACCAAUCGGUUUCGAGUAUCGACUCCUUUUUUUUUAAGAGCCAUAUUUCUGACCAAUCAGGGGCGAGGCCGCCUGCGCAGAGGGCUGGGCGCGAGAAUCGGCGGGAUGGACAAAAAUCAUAACGCCAAAUGGAAAUAAGAUGAGUGAGAUAGAAGCACUCGGACUGCGAGUAAUGAAAGUAAUAUGUCCGUCUUUUUAGGUUAAUAUCGGCGUUUUAUCUUGUGUUUUUGUCCUGUAAAAGUCUUAAAGGAGGACGGAGCACCGCGUUUCUCUGGAAAGAUGUUAUCGACCAUGAACGCGGCUUUUACAGAGACAGCGUAAUAUUAUGAACUGUACAUUAAGUUAGCUCGCUGGCUAACGUUAGCCGAAUGACAACGAUUUCUAUGGAUAAACAUCUAUUAAUGUGGGAUUUUACAGAGCUGCCAAACACAGGUUCGUCGCUGAAAAGGUUCAAUCAUCCUACCGACUGUCAUGGACAACGUGAAAUCACGCAGCAAUGAUGAGGAUGAAGAGCUACACUCCACAGAUCCAGAGAGUAAAGAGAAGAGCAAAGACAAAAAAGUGCUGUGCAAAGUGAAGUGGUCCCGUGAUGAGGAUGAAAAGCUGAAAAAGCUUGUGGAACAGCAUGGAACUGACUCCUGGAAAUUAAUAGCAAACUAUUUUCUAGGGAGGACAGAUGGCCAGUGUCAGCACCGCUGGCAGAAGGUACUCAACCCAGAGCUGGUGAAAGGACCCUGGACAAAAGAAGAGGAUCAAAAGGUUAUUGACCUGGUUCACAAGUAUGGCCCCAAGCGCUGGUCGGUUAUCGCAAAGCACCUCCAGGGAAGAAUUGGGAAGCAGUGCCGUGAACGGUGGCACAACCACCUUAACCCAGAAGUAAAGAAAUCUUCAUGGACUCAGGAAGAGGAUCGAAUCAUCUAUGAGGCCCACAAACGACUGGGCAACCGCUGGGCAGAGAUCUCCAAGCUCCUUCCUGGACGGACUGACAACUCCAUCAAGAACCACUGGAACUCCACCAUGAGGAGGAAGGUGGAGCACGAGGGCUACCUACAAGAUGGCUGCAAGACUUUCACUUCCUCUCAAACCGGAGGGAAGAGACGCCAUCACAGACAGUGUCCUCCAACACCAACAGAGCCCCAGCACUGUGACCGCAGCCCCCUGCCCAUGACGGGACCCAACCAGAUGGGGGGAUAUAAUUAUGAUCCUCACAGUAGACACAUGAUGGACAGUCUCUCUGAUAGUUCAGGCUUCAUACCGCCAUCCUGCCUGGAUGAUCCCGACAGAGAGCAAAGAAUUAAGGAGCUUGAGCUGCUGCUUAUGUCAGCAGAAAAUGAAGUCCAACGACAAGUGCAGUGCAGAGGUCCAUGUAACUUGGAGCAGUACUCGGCCUGGUCGGACAGUGUGUCAGAUGACACGUUGACCACGAGUAGCAGCAGCCUGGAGGAGCAGGCGGAAAGGAGGCCCUGGAGGGGCCCUGAGAUCCCCCGGGGACCUCCAGCACAACUUCCUGUCUCGCCCAGCAAGUUCCUGGCCGUAGAGGCGAGCACUGUGCUCUCCACCCUGCAGACCAUACCGGAAUUUGCAGAGACCAUGGAGCUCAUUGACUCAAUGUGUUUUGCUCUGCAGGACCCUGUGGCAUGGAGCGAUGUGGCCAGCUUUGACUUGUCAGAGGCAGCGACACCACCCAGGCACAACCAGGCAGGCUACACCUCUCUCCUGCAAGAGAGGACGAUUGACAAUUCGAUGGGCUUCAUAGUCAACACUCCAACCGCCAUCUCAGGCUGUGACAAGAACUGUGAUCCGCUUGGUAUGGGCCCUGUCACCUCCCUGACGCCCAUCAACUCAUCCAAACCCACCCAGGCAUCUAUUGGGAGGAGGAGGAGAAGAGAGAGGGGGGAACCAUCUCCUUUGUGCGACAGGACCUGCUCCUCCUUUUUGGAAAAUGUCUCAAAUUCGCCCAAGAAAACGCCCACAAAGUCACUGCCAUUCACUCCAUCACGAUUCUGCAAUAUAUCAGGGGCAGAGCAUCUGAAUUUGGAUAACCCAGCCCUCACCUCGACUCCUGUGUGCGCCCAAAGAUGUCUCCUCAAUACGCCGCUUCACAAAGAAACCACACCCAAGCACCAGAAAGAGAACGAUGGUUCCAGGACUCCUAAAUUCCAUAAAACUGUCAUGAUUCCAACCCCGAGGACACCGACUCCCUUCAAAAACGCUUUGGCUGCCCAGGAGAAAAUGCACGGGCCACUAAAGAUGGAGCCGCAGCCUUUGGCAUUUCUAGAGGAGGACAUUCGAGAAGUUCUGAAGCAGGAGACUGGAGCAGACAUCUUCAACAGAACAGACUUCCAGCCAGACUACAGAGCAUGGAAACAUAAUAUGGAUGGUCCAGCUCGAAAAGUGCGCAAGUCUCUUGUGCUUGACCCCUGGGGGAAAGACUGCCUCAGUGUCCAACUCUUCCAAGAGCAGCUCAACAACGCACAAGUGCCAGAUGAUAGUCUACUGACGAGCUCCUCUCUGAUCACCCCAACCCCUGAGCAAGAGGAGUGUAGCCGCCCUUUGACUUCUGGGGCAGAGGAGCCCCCUUUAGUCCCCGUGCAUCCCCAUCGCUUCACUAGCCCCAGGGUGAAGAAGCUCCCUGCCUCCCACAAAGCACCAAAACACGCCAUUGUACAGGUGAGUGAGUGGGAAGCAGUGGUUUAUGGGAAGACAGAGGACCAGCUGAUCAUGACAGAACAGGCCCGUCAGUACCUGAACCCUUACCCAUCAUCUGGCUCUACCUCAAGGGCCCUUGUGCUUUAAAGCCGUCCCCCUCACUGCACAGGCAACACUACACCUGCCCAACAACUAAAAAACCUCCACUGAAUCUUGUAAGAGACAAUCCAGUGAAGACGAAGUGUUUUCUUUUCUUUCAAAGCAGAAAUGCACUGCCAAGGACGUGCACAAAAAAAGGCAUGGCUGCUCGUAUUGUUUUCAACACGUUUCUAGGUCACUGCCCAAGUAGUUUCUUGUUUAAAGGCGUUCUCUCUUUGGCCUAUAUUUUCUUACGAACACACACAAAACCUGGCUACAUGUGCAGUUUUGUACAGAUAUGAAGAGGCUAGAUUUUUUUUCCUGCACUAGUCAGUAAUGUUGAAACAACCUGCACAUACAGUAUAGGCUGUAGAAAUAGAGUGUUUAUUACUAGCAGUGGCUGCUUCCGAGUUUUAUAUUGUUAAUAUAUUGUUUAAAUGACAAGAAAAACAUUUUAUGAUGUAACGCAUUGUGUACAUACAUUGUGUAUCUCCUCUAGCUCGUUUUUGCUAAACUGCCCCAUUGCUGUUAUCAGAUAAAAAAAACAAACACGUACAUGCACACAAGAAUUUGUAUUGUACUUUUAAAAUGGGUUUUAAUGGACUAAAGGGUCAUGACACACACAGACACACGCAUGCGCGUUAAUCACCGCUUUCAAAUUAGAGAAAAAUGCAGCUGCGUGGUUUUUUUUUUUUUGAGACAGCGGUGUUACAUUGCUGAGAAUCCAUGGUGAUGUGAAGUUUUUUGAGGAUGGAAAUACAGUAGGAAGCUGUCAGUAUUGCACUACUGAGUUGAUUUUGCUGCUGAGAAAGGAGCAGUGUUUUUAAGGGCAAACUGGAUAGCACUUGCGAUGGUAUCUUUUUUUUUUCUUUUCUUUUUUUUUGUAACAACACAACGUUUCCUUUCCAAGGCCAUAGUGUCCGUCGAGACAUCGGUUGAAUGUAUUUCAUUGCAAUGUACAUGUGUAAGAACCUCAAAAGAUAGAAGGGUACCUUAAUGUUUAUUUCUGUUUGUUUUAUUUAUUAUCUGACUGCUCUAAAGCCUAGAUAUUAAUAUAAAUCGGACACCAUGAGUUUUUUUUUUUUUUAAAGAAGUUUAACUUUGCUGACAAAACAGCCUAAAAACCCUCACUUUCUCUAAAGCAGUUCUCUCUCUGUGAUAAAAAAUGAAUGGUCACCAUUGCUUCGGUCAGGCGUUUCACGGUUGGUACUGACCAGAGUUUUCAUAUCAACAGUGUUCUACAACAAGCAUAUUGGUCGAGAAGGAUUUACUUUUUAUAUGAAGGCUGUAGGUUUUUAUUUAUUUAAUGUCUACUAAUUUAUUUAUUUCUAAAAAAAAAACAUUUUAAGAGGAAUUAUUGAAGAAUUUUAUUGUCUUUUCUCUUUCAAAAUCAGGAUUGGGCUACCAUUCAUUCAGUUUCAUUACUCCAAGUUAGAAGAACAUGCACUGCCACUAAUUUAACAUGUUAAUCUCUCUUUUUUUUUUUUUUCCCUCACCAGGCAAGAUCUAGCAAAUAAUCAUUGUGUAGUUGUAUCUGUGAUCUUGUAACAAAUAGGUUUUUAGGACUUUUUUUUUUUUUUUUUUCCUUUUUUAUUCAGAUGUUCUCUAAUUAGCUAGCAGGACGCCAUCUCCGACCUCUAAUCAUAGACAAAUUGCACUUUUUUACUCAUCAUUUAAUUUUAAAUGUGUGUUUGUUCAUUCUGAUGAUGUAGCUCUUGUCCUUAUUUUUAUUUUGUUUUUUUUGUUUGUGUGUUAGAUGGAUGUCUCAGUUUGUUUUUUUUUCUUUUAAUUGAAUGCUGACGUUAAGAUCAUGCUGCUUGAUUUUUUAAUAUUUUUAUCCUGCUUUGCUGCAGAAAUGUGUACUUAAAUACACUACAUCAAAGCCUUUGCAGCUAACAUUUUUUAAAAAAAAAAGAGAACUCCGGGCAAAAACACAGCUAAUCCUUUACAAUCAGAGACCGUCCUAUUAUAAGAAGGUCUAAAUUUGAUCACUGCAGGACCCAAAGUUGUGACUCAACAAGCUUGUACCCUGCUGAAAUGCCCCUUGAGCAAAACCACAACCCCCUACCUGCUCACUCAUCAUUUAACACCUUACAUAAGAACAAAAUGCUUAAAAUGUAAUGUAAAAACGCACAAAUUUGAGUGUGAUGUUGAAGAAAUGUACCACACUGUGCUUCCAUGUUAACAGGCUGACUCAUGACACUUGUUUUUUUUUUUUAACCAUCUUGACACAAACACUCUGUAAUCUACUAUAUCUCGGACCGGUGAGGCAACACUACAGCUAUAAAUGGUCUUCUUUGUAUUAUUGGCAUUAGUGGAUCCAGUAUUAGUAAUAAUCUGGAUUAUCCAGCAUUAAGCAUUUGAGUGAGACUAAGAAGGGAAUCUUGUCAGGGAGAUCAAGUGGAAAGAUCAGGAGUAUACAGCACACAACUCUAAAACAGAAAGUAAACUAACAUCAACAUAUUUGUAUUUUAAAAUCUGGUGGCUGAGAUGUGUCUAAUCUGUAUAUAUUUGUGUUUAUAUGUUGUAUGUUUGUUGGUUUGAUUUGUGUUUGUACAUUCCAUUUGUGAGUCCAAGUUAAUAUAUUUGUACGUUAACAACACUUGGCCAUGUAACAUCAUAGGUUUUGAGGGAAUUAAGUACAUAUACAUGAUAGAAGCAGCUGUCAUACUACUGUAGUUAUGCAUGAGCAACACACAUAAUGCUGGACUCUGCUUUAAUUUAUAUGGUGAAUCACAGAUGUAACACUCACACAGUAUUUUGUAGCAUUUGAAAUCAUAACCAAGGUACCAUAGAAAUCCUGCCGACUGUCUUGUAACCGUGUACUUAAUUUGGAAAAAUAAAUGCCUUUGUUGCAUGACAUGAA